Lathyrus oleraceus (garden pea) is the source of this 1494-nucleotide messenger RNA. Its product is annotated as alcohol dehydrogenase-like 7. Gene Ontology annotation, molecular function: alcohol dehydrogenase (NAD+) activity; S-(hydroxymethyl)glutathione dehydrogenase [NAD(P)+] activity; zinc ion binding. The transcript is spliced from 9 exons. Bases 227 to 1372 code for a protein of 381 amino acids. Gene Ontology annotation, cellular component: cytosol. The record is from RefSeq and is a predicted model, not a curated record. NCBI's taxonomy places the organism in Eukaryota, Viridiplantae, Streptophyta, Magnoliopsida, Fabales, Fabaceae. Gene Ontology annotation, biological process: formaldehyde catabolic process.
UAAAAUUUACCACUUGAAAUGAAACUGAAUUGUAAAGGAAUAAAACGGUUGAUUUUUGUUUCUGCUCAUUUGUCGGUAUAGAUACUUUAGCUGCUUCAACCACUCUAAUUACUGAAUGAAUAAAAGAGGUCCCAUCUUAUCACAUGCUAGAUGAAGAGUCUAUGAAUUCAUUCAUAUACAACUACCACUCUCGCAGUGCAGAGCCUGUGAGAGAAACCACUUCACCAUGGAAGAAGAAGGCCAACCUAUAAGAUGUAAAGCCGCGGUUGUAAGAAAACCUGGUGAGCCAUUGGUGAUUGAAGAGAUCAUUGUGGCACCACCAAUGGCUCGCGAGGUCAGGAUUCGUGUUCUGUGUUCAUCGAUCUGCCAUAUCGAUCUCGCUUUUUCCAACAUGAAGGACCUUCCGGGCAUUUUCCCGAGAAUUCUUGGUCAUGAGGCAGCUGGGGUUGUAGAAAGUGUAGGGAAGGACGUAACUGAAGUUACAGAAGGAGAUGUUGUUAUUCCGAUUUUCCUACCAGAUUGUGGAGAGUGUAUAGAUUGCAAAUCAACCAAGAGCAACCUCUGUACUAAUUUCCCUUUCAAGGUUUCCCCUUGGAUGCCAAGACACGGUGCUUCAAGAUUCACCGACUCAAAUGGAGAGAUCAUAUAUCAUUUCAUGAAUGUCUCAAGUUAUAGCGAGUACACUGUGGUCGACAUUGCCAAUGUAACAAAGAUUGACCGAGAAGUUCCUCCCGAAAGGGCGUGCCUUCUUAGUUGUGGUAUAGGAGCAGGAGUAGGUGCUGCUUGGAGAACUGCAGGUGUGGAGCCAGGGUCUACGGUAGCUAUUUUUGGGAUGGGAUCUAUUGGACUAGCGGUUGCUGAGGGUGCUAGACUUUGUGGAGCAACUAAGGUUAUAGGUGUAGAUGUCAACCCAGAAAAAUUUGAAGUUGGUAAAAAGUUUGGGGUCACGGACUUUGUCCAUACUGGAGAAUGUAUGAACAAACCUGUGAGCCAGAUCAUCAUAGAGAUGACUGAUGGGGGAGCGGAUUAUUGCUUUGAAUGUGUCGGUAUGGCGUCAUUAGUGCAUGAAGCAUAUGCUUCUUGCAGAAAGGGUUGGGGAAAAACAAUUGUCUUAGGAUUGGAUAAACCUGGAUCCAAGUUGAGCCUUAGUUCUAGUGAGGUUCUUCAUGAUGGGAAGACCCUUCAGGGAAACUUAUUUGGAGGCCUCAAACCUAAGUCUCAUGUUCCCAUUCUACUCAAGCGAUACAAGGACAAGGAACUUCAGUUGGAUGAAUUUGUCACUCAUGAAGUGGAGUUUAAGGACAUCAAUAAAGCUUUUGAUUUAUUGAGAAAUGGAGAAUGUCUUCGAUGCGUGAUUUGGAUGGACAAAUGAGUAAAUUCUUAUGUAUCCGAGUCCUUGAAUCUUUGUAUGCAAUAAUAACAAUAUUGGAUACUUCUGUUUUCGUUUGUAUUUUAUUAGAACAUUCAAUAAAACAAAGAUGCUAUUCUAUUGCA